Gossypium raimondii (Peruvian cotton) is the source of this 1435-nucleotide messenger RNA. Its product is annotated as UDP-rhamnose/UDP-galactose transporter 6. Gene Ontology annotation, molecular function: antiporter activity; UDP-galactose transmembrane transporter activity. The record is from RefSeq and is a predicted model, not a curated record. Gene Ontology annotation, cellular component: Golgi apparatus. The coding region runs from base 304 to 1311 and encodes 335 amino acids. Lineage: Eukaryota; Viridiplantae; Streptophyta; Magnoliopsida; Malvales; Malvaceae. The transcript is spliced from 6 exons.
UUUUCCAACCAACUUAUGAAAAAUUUCCUACUCUCACUGUGUUUCUGUUUCUCUCCAACUUUCUGGCGAUCCAAACAAACUAAUUAAGGCCCCGCUUCAUUACAGAACCCGCCUUUCUCACCAUUUUCCAAACAUUCAUUUUCCCUUCAUUUUUCUCUCUUUCUUUCCGCGGUGUCUGCCUUUCCCCAACGAAUUUGUUGCUAACAUUUUUGGAAACUCUUGGACAACCUAUCAACAUGGAUGGAUUACUUGAAGAACGUUGAGUGAUAUCUGUAAGGGUUAUCACUUUCGAAAAGAUAUAAGAUGGCUCCAACUAAUAAGGCUGAAAGAAAAGCAGUUGUAGAUGUGGCUGCUUGGAUGUUCAAUGUUGUCACUUCUGUUGGAGUUAUUAUUGUCAAUAAAGCCUUAAUGGCUACUUACGGUUUCAGUUACGCCACAACAUUAACAGGUUUGCAUUUUGCUACCACUACCCUGAUGACAGCUGCUCUAAGAUGGUUUGGAUUCAUUCAAUCUUCUCAUCUCCCCUUGUCAGAGCUUUUGAGAUUUAUUUUGUUUGCUAACUUCUCUAUAGUUGGAAUGAAUGUUAGCCUGAUGUGGAACUCUGUGGGAUUUUAUCAGAUUGCUAAACUGAGUAUGAUUCCUGUAUCCUGCUUUUUGGAGGUUGUGAUGGACAAGAUUCGGUACUCAAGAGAUACAAAGUUGAGCAUAGCUGUUGUUCUUCUGGGAGUUGGUGUUUGUACUGUCACUGAUUUGAGCGUUAAUACCCAAGGUUUCAUAGCUGCCUUUAUUGCAGUUUGGAGUACUUCUCUGCAACAGUAUUAUGUUCUUCACCUCCAAAGAAGGUACAAUCUUAGUUCCUUCAACCUACUAGGAUAUACUGCUCCUGCACAGGCUGCAACUCUGUUGCUAUUAGGUCCAUUUCUGGAUUAUUGGUUGACAAACAAGAGAGUUGAUGCCUAUAAUUAUAACCUAGUAUCUCUGAUGUUCAUAAUUCUUUCAUGUACUAUAGCAGUAGGAACAAACCUCAGCCAGUUCAUCUGCAUCGGCAGAUUUACUGCAGUGUCCUUUCAAGUACUCGGGCAUAUGAAGACAAUCCUUGUGUUGAUCAUGGGAUUCUUUUUCUUUGGGAAAGAGGGUCUCAACCUGCAUGUGGUUCUAGGCAUGAUCAUAGCUGUGGCCGGAAUGAUUUGGUAUGGAAACGCUUCAUCUAAGCCUGGUGGGAAGGAGCGCCGGAGCCUCUCUGUCCCUAUCAGCAGACAACAAAAGCAUGCUAGUUUCUCGGAUUCUAAUGAACACGACGGUAGUGUCUAGUUCUCCAUGUAGGAUAAUUUAAGCAUACAAGAGUAGCUGAUUUCAUAUAAGUUAAUUGGUUAUCCAUGAUUUCAGAAAAACCAACCAUAAUUUUAAAUCAAUUUUUUAUUCUGAUUUUUUGUAA